Molecule: messenger RNA, 491 nt
Organism: Penaeus monodon (black tiger shrimp)
Lineage: Eukaryota; Metazoa; Arthropoda; Malacostraca; Decapoda; Penaeidae
Exons: 5
Coding region: 147-491 (114 amino acids)
Source: RefSeq, a predicted model, not a curated record
GGUGCGGGACUUGGUGGAGAGGUGCUCUUGCCCUUCACAAUUUCCGAUGGUCAAGGUGUCUGAGGGGAAAUACCGUAUUGGCGACACGCGCGUCCUGAUCUUCGUCGGAUUCUCCGUAACCACGUGAUGGUGCGCGUCGGCGGAGGAUGGGACACCCUCGAGCAUUACCUGACAAGCACGAUCCCUGCAGGUGUCGUCAAGGUCACCGCACGGCCCUGUCUUCCCGCGUGGGCUUCAAGACGUCGAGUAGCGGACAGGAGAGGCAAAUCAUGAACGUCACGUAUGAGAGGUGUGACGAAGGCUACGUGCCCUCCUCUCCGUCGCCGCGUCGCCGAUCGAGCGCCAGCGGCCGAGGAAUCAGGCGAGACUCCCUCGAGGGCCGGUCCUCCCUGCGCCAGCGGCCCAGUCGCCGGCCAACAGGGACCCCGGCGCCGCCUUCUCUCGCACUGGUUCUGGCAGAUAUAACCCAAAGAUUGGUUCUGAUUUAUUGA